AUGGGUGAUUCAACAAUAAGCCAUGGAAUUGGAUAUAUUCCACAGCCAGAAGGUGAUCGUCGAAUGUGUGCCCUCUGCAAUACAUCAUUAGGUGAAGAAGCUGUAAUUGCAUUAAAUCGCCUUUGGCAUCCUGACCAUUUCCGUUGCCAUGCUUGUAAUGCACCAAUUAAGCAAACAUAUCAGAUUGCAGAUGGUAUGCCAUAUUGUGUGCAAUGUUUUUCUAAGAAAUAUAAUCCAAAAUGUCAUGGUUGCGGUGAGAUACUUAUCGAUUCUUGCUUGAUUGCACUUGAUAAGCAUUGGCAUCCACGUUGUUUCACGUGCGCUGCAUGCAAGCAACCAUUACCGAACGGUGAGCAUUACAUUAUCGAUGACUUGCCAUACGACCGCGAUUGUCAUUGGGAGAAACGCCUCGAGAAGCGCAUUCGUAUCACACAAGGACAUACACGGAUGGAUUAA
Messenger RNA from Cercopithifilaria johnstoni, 456 nucleotides. The record is from the annotation of a GenBank genome assembly. Lineage: Eukaryota; Metazoa; Nematoda; Chromadorea; Rhabditida; Onchocercidae.